GAGGUGAGCUGUGAUCCAGCGGCCGCACAAGCAGCAGCCCGAGGAGCUGUCAGCACUGGGAGUACCGUCCAUUGGCUGUGACACUGUGCGGCUGUCACCCCGCAACAAGUGUGGGAGCGGACCGUGCCGUAGCAGAGCGGACCGGAACGUAGCAGGGCACUCAUGUCCGCGCCGCCUGACAGGUGCUGAGCCACAGGUGAGCGCUGUCCCGUCCAUGGAGCAGCCCCAGCCGCUCGUGUGAGCCUCCUGCCAGGCAGCAGCGCCGCCGGGGGCCGCUCCGGAGAGUUGCCCUGAACUUGCUGCACUUCCAUGCGAGAGGCAGCCGCCCGCGGACCGUUCCAGAGCCAUGGCGAAAUGGCUGAACAAGUACUUCAGCCUGGGCAACAACAAUAACAACAAGACCAAGAGCCCCCCGCAGCCCCCCAGACCGGACUACAAGAGGAACGGGGGCACCGAGCGCCCCUUCCACCUGCAGCAGCAGUCCUUGCCCCAGUACCACCACCACACGUCCCCGCUGCCCGCCCGGGAGGAGAGCGACCUCAUCCGAGCCUACCGGGCGCAGAAGGAGCGCGACUUCGAGGACCCGUACAGCGGCCCCGGCUCGUCCCUCCGCAAGCUGCGGGCCAUGUGCGGGGAGGAGCAGGCGGACGGCAGGAGGGGCAGGUCGCCGGCUUGUGGCAGCAGCAGCCUCCUGCAGGAGCCGUGCCCCGGCUCCAGCACCAACACCACGUCCUCGUCCUCCUCCUCGUCCUCCUCCCCGCACCUGUACCGCAGCAACAGCGAGCGGAGGCCGACCGCAGCCCGCCCGCAGCAGCAGCAGCAGCAGGUCGGGGGCAGCGAGCUCAAGUACAUCGUGUCCCCCAAGCACCGGCUCAUCAAGAUAGACAGCUGCGGCUGGGGGGAGACCGCGGCCCCCGGCCCCACCGCCAUCUCCUGGAGCCCGGCAGUCAGCGGAGGCAUGGGCGAGGAGCCGGCCAAGAAGGACAAGGUUGUAAUCGCUGAUGACUACUCUGAUCCUUUCGAUGCCAAGAAUGAACAGAAGAACAAAGGAGUGAUAACUGAGAACAAUGGCUACAUGGAACCUUAUGAAGCCCAGCGGCUGAUGACUGAUAUUCAAAAACAGGAAAGUCAAAAGCAGCCCCAGAAAAGCAUCCAGUUGUAUGACACUCCAUAUGAGCCAGAGUGUAAUGGAGUGGAGUCCGAUUCUGAAAGCCUUGUCGGCCUGAGACUCCGAGAAAGCAAGUUGCCUCAGGAUGACGACCGACCCGCGGACGAGUACGACCAGCCAUGGGAAUGGAACAAAGCAUUGCCAGCCUUAGCAGCCCAGUUUAAUGAAAGUGAAAUACGACAGUCAUCGCCUUCUCCAUCAAGUGACAGGCGGAGACAGCUACGAGCCCCUGGAGGUGGCUUUAAACCUAUAAAACAUGGCAGUCCUGAUCUCUGUGGUAUCUUAGGAGAAAGAGUGGACCCGAAUCUUGCACUGGAAAAACAAUUUUGGUACCAUGGGGCCAUUAGCCGGACAGAUGCCGAAAACUUGCUGAGGUUGUGUAAAGAAUGCAGUUACCUUGUAAGGAACAGUCAGACAAGCAAGCACGACUAUUCUCUGUCUCUGAAGAGCAGCCAAGGAUUUAUGCACAUGAAACUGUCAAAAGCCAAAGAAAAAUAUAUAUUGGGUCAGAACAGUCCUCCUUUUGACAGCGUCCCUGAAGUCAUCCAUUUCUACACCACCAGGAAACUUCCUAUAAAAGGAGCUGAACAUUUAUCACUCCUCUACCCUGUAGCCGUGCGGACCCUUUAGAGUGCAGACGGCCAGAACCACCCCCUUCCUGUGGACAGGGGACUGUGAAGAAGCGCAAGUACAGCACAUCUGCACUACAAAUCAGCAGGGUACUGCAGAGGGACAAUUUAAGCACUGACAUUGUGAAUCGUCAAUUACAGGCACUCACAAUAUGUACGAUGUUGCACUACGGCUUUCAUAAAGGACACUGCUUUUGUUUUGAGAAGGGCCAGGGGGAAACUGCAAAACGUUUAGUAGGUUUUCAGUGGUGUAAAACACCUGUUCUUUUGCUAAAUAUUUGAUGCAAUGCUCAUCUGGGGGUAGAAGUGCAAGUCAAAAAAAAACAUACGGAAAGUUGAAAUAUAAACUAGUAUAUAUGCUCAGAAAGAUAGGGGAGUCUAUUGCUUCCCUCCUUCAUAGCAUGAAACUGGUUCUUUUAGGCUAUAGUGCCUGUUAUAGAAGUCAAAAUUGGGAGAGUUUUCCUUCAUUUGUUUGCCUUGUACUCUUUAUACCUCAUGGCAGUGAUGCUAUGGGUUUCUUGAACAUAACAUGUCAACAAUGGUCAACUAUUUCUAUUAAACUACAAAAGCUAAUCUGAAAUUAAACGUU
This is a messenger RNA of Bufo bufo (common toad), 2386 nucleotides long. RefSeq names its product SH2 domain containing adaptor protein B (gene SHB). Bases 347 to 1798 code for a protein of 483 amino acids. Gene Ontology annotation, molecular function: phosphotyrosine residue binding. The transcript has 6 exons. Lineage: Eukaryota; Metazoa; Chordata; Amphibia; Anura; Bufonidae. The record is from RefSeq and is a predicted model, not a curated record.